Chara braunii is the source of this 611-nucleotide messenger RNA. NCBI's taxonomy places the organism in Eukaryota, Viridiplantae, Streptophyta, Charophyceae, Charales, Characeae. The record is from the annotation of a GenBank genome assembly.
GCAGUUGGUGAUGGAGAGAGGGAAUAUGCCGCUGAUGAUGAGAGGGGGGAGAAGAAAGGUGGGCUAACUUGAUGGCACUGUUAUAUGCCGCUGAUGACACAGGUGAGUGGGAGGUUAGGGAUGAGAGUGCAGUUGGCGAUGGGGAGGGGGAAUAUGCCACUGAUGACGCAGGUGAGUGGGAAGGGGAGUGGGGGCUAUUGGCAACAGUGGAAAUGGCGGAAGCGGCAGCGGCGACGGCAACAGUAACAACAAUAACAUCUACAACAACAAUAUUGGAGGUGGAGCAGGGGUUGGCAGAGGAGAGGCAAGGAACGGGCUGGAUUGGCGAGAAGGGUGGGAUGGUGGACAACAACAAUGACAAUAACAACAAUGACAACAACAAUAAUAGCAACUUUAACAACGGCGACGACCGGCGAAUGGGCCAACUGGAUGAGAUAGGAGUGAAGGAGGAUAACAACAACAACAACAACAACAACAACAACAACAACGACGACGACGACGACGGCGACACCAACGCGAUGUAGGAGAGGGGAGAGAACAUCAAUGACAUGGAGGAGAGGAGAGAACGCUGACAACAACCACAACAACAACAACAAAGUUAGCAAAAACAA